This is a messenger RNA of Oncorhynchus gorbuscha (pink salmon), 3054 nucleotides long. RefSeq names its product translocating chain-associated membrane protein 1-like 1. The coding region runs from base 192 to 1310 and encodes 372 amino acids. Gene Ontology annotation, biological process: SRP-dependent cotranslational protein targeting to membrane, translocation; protein insertion into ER membrane. The transcript is spliced from 11 exons. The record is from RefSeq and is a predicted model, not a curated record. Gene Ontology annotation, cellular component: endoplasmic reticulum membrane. Lineage: Eukaryota; Metazoa; Chordata; Actinopteri; Salmoniformes; Salmonidae.
ACUCGAUAUUCGUUUGUUGGCCCGUGGGUAUGUGUGUGUGUGUGAGAGAGAGCAGCAGGAGGAAGACUGGUGGCUUUCUUUAGCGCUGACGGGGACGGACAGAAAACAAUACCGAAUACGUGGUCAUACCCGAUUCACUCUGCUGCUGACUCGCGCAGGUCAAUAAAAGUUCACUUUUGGGAGACGUAAAAAUGGGGAUCCGCAAAAAGACCAACAAGAACCCGCCGGUGUUGAGCCACGAGUUUAUCAUCCAGAACCAUGCAGAUAUUGUGUCCUGUGUUGCUAUGGUGUUCCUCCUCGGGUUGAUGUUUGAGGUCACCUCGAAGGUUGCAGUGCUGUUCAUCACUGUCCAAUACAACGUUACCAUCUCUGAAAACGAGGGCCUGCCAGAGGAGAGCGUGGUGAACCACUUCCACCACGGUCUGAAGGAUUUGGCUACGGUCUUCUUCUACAUGCUGGUGGCCAUCAUUAUCCACGCCAUCAUUCAGGAGUAUGUUCUGGACAAAAUCAACCGGAAGAUGCACUUCUCUAAGACCAAGCACAGCAAGUUCAACGAGUCAGGCCAGCUCUCUGCCUUCUACCUGUUCUCCUUCGGAUGGGGAACCAACAUCCUCAUGUCGGAGAACUUCCUGUCCAACCCAGUGAAUCUGUGGGAAGGCUACCCCCAUACCUUGAUGCCGUUUCAAAUGAAGUUCUUUUUCAUCUGUCAGAUGGGCUACUGGCUUCACGCUCUGCCCGAGCUCUACUUUCAGAAGACCAAGAAGGAGGAUAUUCCUCGUCAGCUGGUGUAUAUCGCUCUGUACUUGGUCCACAUCGCAGGAGCCUACAUCCUCAAUCUGAAUCGUCUGGCUCUGGUCCUGCUGGUGUUGCACUGCUUCGUAGAGCUUCUCUUCCACGUGUCCCGCCUGGUCUACUUCAGCAACGAGAAGAGGCAGACUGGGUUUACUGUCUGGGCAGUACUGUUUGUUCUUGGACGGCUGCUCACCCUGUCCCUGUCUGUCCUGACUGUGGGUUUCGGCCUGGCCAACGCUGAUCAACAGGUACUGGACCUGGCUAUCGGAAACUUCAACGUGCUCUUUGUUCGGAUCACUGUGCUGGCGACCAUCUGUGUGACUCAGGCCUUCAUGAUGUGGAAGUUCAUCAACUUCCAGCUGAGGAGGUGGAGAGAGCAGGCCCAGGCCCAGCCCGUGAAACCCAAGAAGACCCAAGCUCCCAAGAGCAAGUCCAAGAAAGACAAAGCCAAUGGAGUGAACGGAGUAAGUUCCAACGGAGCUGAUUCGCCGAGAUCAAAGAAAGAGAAGUCCUCAUAAAGUCCCCUCCAACCCCUACCCACCCCAAAAAGACUCCCUUAUAUCCUGUCCUCCUCAACCCCUCCAACACCUACCCACCCCAAAAAGACUCCCUUAUAUCCUGUCCCCCUCAACCGCUCCAACCCCUACCCACCCCAAAAAGACUCUCCUAUAUCCCUGUCCCCCUCCAACCCCUACCCACCCCAAAAAGACUCCCCUAUAUCCUGUCCCCCUCCAACCCCUACCCACCCCAAAAAGACUCCCCUAUAUCCUGUCCCCCUCAUGCUGCAUCCAGCCUUCUCAUGCCACUGCUCUAGCUGUUGUCAACAGCCCAAUCCCAAAUCCACCCCUAGACCCUAUACCAGGGACCAUCAACUAGUUUUCAGCCGCAGGCCAUUAUUUUUUUUCUUCUUGAGCGGAUGGUCUGGUCAGGGGGCCGGAACAUAAUUACAAAUCAUUAGUAGACUGCAAAUUGACCUCAAAGAAGCCCAAACAGAUGUAAUAUUUGACUAAAAUAUAAUAAUUUUACGUUCGUAGACAAUCACUGUGGAACAUUAUUUCUAAAAUGUAAAAUGACUUGGAGCUGAUUGGCUGGUGUCUCUAGUCUUAUGUCCAACACUAAAAAAAUACAAAUAAAAACUUUUUUUUACAUUUUUUUCGGUCAACUUGGGGAAUGGCCCAUGGGCCUCCAGUUGGGGAACCCUGGCCCCCCUAAGCACUUCUGGAGAUCAAAAUGUAUUGAAUUGGUAUAAGCAGUAUGGUGAAACUUCAACCUAGAUCUUAUCAUCUGAAGGACUACAGCUCCUCCCAGUAGGACUACAAACUCCACAAUGCAUCUCUGCUUUAUCUGCUCCUUGCCAAUCUCAAGUGAUCCCGAUGUUUUUUUUUUUUCCUCCCAUUAUCGUCACGUGCCAUUACUACAGAAAAAGAAAAUAAUAAUAAAAAAAUAUAUAUAUAUAACUUAUUUAAGUGCCUAUUGAUACAGAUUGUUUUGUACAGUUUUAAAAUUUCAGGAAUGAUGGAGAAGAAAAAGAAAUCAGUGUUUUCAGUUUCUAAAGUCAAACAUUUCAUAUGCCAUUUUUUUUUUUCUUCCAACAUUUUCAUUUAUCAGACUGUAUGACAUUCUGUUUCUUUAACAAAACGGGCUUCUUGAAUUCAUUCCCAUCUGUUUGGAAUCACUAGCAGAGAAACUCCAUGCACCUGCCUACUUUCCCUCAGUCUGUAUCAGAGGUUUAGUUACAUCCUUCUUCUUUUCUUUACCAGUAGUUGAAACGGCUUCAUUCCCCCUUGUUUCCUUUCCUUCAUCAACACAAGGGUUACUAGACUGGAUGGGAUUCAUUGCUUUCCCACCACAGUGCUUUAACCUACCAGUUUGUGUGUCUCAAAUGCCAUUCUUAUUCCCAAUAUAGUGCUCCACUUUUGUAUUGGUCGUGGUCAAAAGUAGUGCACUACAGAAGGAAUGGGGUUCCAUCUGAGUCCCAGACAUUCUCUCAGGACACUGGCAGUGAGAACGCAGGACAGGGAACAAGGAUAGGAAGCCAUUCUAGAGAAUUUAGAGUUUUAAUUUGCUUUUCAAGCCUUUUGCGUUGGUGCCUGUUUUACGUCUCUGUUUAAUAUGCAUCCUUCCUGUGGUCUUUUCUUCCCUGAAGCAAUCGCUGAUCUAACGUGGUUGGACAGGGCCGUUUACCCCAAUCCAGCCAAUGGUGUAGGAUCAGUGGUCACUCUAUGUGGAGGGAGGAAGCUAUUAUUGAUGUGCAUCCUAAAU